AUGCCCGUGCCUGAGGAUGUCGACAUUGAAGAGGGGAUAAGGAUACUAUUCCAAGAGGAAGAUUGCUACAUGAUUCUGGAGGAAUGUACUGAAACACCCAACAUUAGAGAGGCAGAAGCGGGCGAGCGACUUUCCAACUGGACUUCUACCCCGCUACUGGCUCUUCGUAAUAAAAACGAUAAAGCAACCUUAAAUGUCAUGAUAUGUUGCGAAACGAAUGAGUCGGACAGCGUAAGUGAGGAAGAAUAUAAGGAAUACGACGAGACCACGAUGCUACCCGAGGGUCUCACAGAGGAAGUGGAACAAUUGGAGAACGAGAAAAAACCAAACUUGGACGAAAUGGAAACCAUAAAUCUAGGUGAUGAAGAGAAUGUCAAAGAGAGGAGGAUAAGUGCACACUUAGAUGCUACCCUCAAAGAGGAACUGAUAAGCUUGCUAAGGGAAUACGUGGAUGUUUUUGCAUGGUCAUAUGCCGACAUGCCGGGUUUAAGUAUCAGCAUAGUAUCCCAUAAGUUACCCAUCAACGAGGGGUUUUCUCCAAUAAAGCAGAAAACCCGACAAUUCAAACCAGAUCUCAGUAUCCAAAUCAAGGACGAGAUGGAGAAACAAAUUGAGUCUGGAGUAGUGGAGAUCUACGGUGAUCUGAUCAGAGUCCCUCCAAGUGAGCUUAGCGCUAUGAGUUCACCAUGGCCUUUCGUCGCCUUGGGCAUCGAUGUUAUUGGACCCAUUGAACCCGCAGCCUCGAAUGGCCACCAGUUCAUUUUGGUUGCCAUUGACUAUUUCACCAAGUGGGUGGAAGCAACAUCCCACAAAUUAGUAAUAAAGAAAGUAGUGCCAGACUUUGUGCGAAACCACAUCAUAUGCAGAUUCGGUAUACCCGAGUCUGUCAUAAUGGACAAUGGAGCGAAUCUGAAUAACCACCUGAUGAAGGAUAUCUGUGAGCAAUUCAAGAUCACCCAUCAAAUCUCAACAGCUUACCAGCCGCAAAUGAACAGAGCCAUAGAAGCAGCCAACAAAAAUAUCAAGAGGAUAUUGAGGAAGAUGAUUGAUAAUCAUAAAGGUUGGCACGAGCAGUAG
Messenger RNA from Lycium barbarum (goji berry), 1077 nucleotides. RefSeq lists its product as uncharacterized. The transcript is spliced from 3 exons. Bases 1 to 1077 code for a protein of 358 amino acids. Gene Ontology annotation, molecular function: nucleic acid binding. Lineage: Eukaryota; Viridiplantae; Streptophyta; Magnoliopsida; Solanales; Solanaceae. The record is from RefSeq and is a predicted model, not a curated record. Gene Ontology annotation, biological process: DNA integration.